AUGUCUACUCUCCUGUUUGACCCAUUGACAACAACAACUGUCGAGCUGCAGCAGCGACUGGCUAGCGGGAAAUUAAAUAGUGUUCAGAUUAUCGAGACAUACCUCACCCAAAUAGAUGCACAUAAUCCGGCCCUUAAUGCCUUCAUCUCACUUGCACCUCGGGAUGCUCUUAGAAGUAUCGCAGCAGCGCUCGAUGCUGAGCGCGCUGCUGGAUCCCUUCGCGGUCCUUUCCAUGGCAUACCCAUUGUUCUAAAGGAUAGCAUUAUGACGGCUUCAGAGCUUGGGAUGCCUACAACUGCGGGCUCCUUCGCGCUGGCGCAAGCAAAAUGCAAAAAGAAUGCUCCGUUGGUAGAAAAAUUAAUAGAUACUGGCCUCAUCAUCCUGGGCAAGGCCAAUUUGACCGAGUUCUGUGGCUUGAAGACUUCGGCCAUGAUGCCUGGAUGGUCUGCUUACGGUGGCCAGACGCUGUCUCCAAAAUGUGCACAGUCACCUGGAGGCUCAUCGACGGGACCAGCUGUAGCUAUAGCUGCUGGAUUUGCCCCUCUGUCGAUAGGCACUGAAACUACAGGAUCGAUUAUGGUGCCUGCGUCCCGAAAUGCGCUGUAUGCAAUCAAGCCUACUGUUGGGGAUGUCGACAUAAAAGGAGUGUUCUCCCUAAGUGAACUCUAUGAUUCCGCCGGACCGAUGGCGAAAUCAACCCAUGAUCUUGUACCUGUAACCGAGAUACUCCUGGGUCGCAAACUAACCUCUGCAGGGCAAAAAAAUUGGCAAGGUUUGUCAGUUGGCUUCGUUGAUCCGAGAGUGUGGAAUCUGGGCGACUCAAUGUGCCGGCAUCAUGAGGGCACAGCAGAAGAGAUGAUUGAGACUUACGAGCGGGUUGUCUCCAAGUUAAAGGAGGCUGGAGGUGAUCUCCGCUAUCCCGUUGUUGUCCCGGAUGUUUCAGAGUUGACCGUCGAUGGUAAAGAGGCGUUUAUGAAGAUUGCAUUUUGGGAUUGCAAGAACAGAACCAUUGAUAACUUUCUCAAAGAAUACGAAGAGUCGCCUGUGCGCUCACUCGCUGAUAUUGUCAAGUUCAAUGAAGAGCACAAAGAUGAUGCUCUCCCUCAUCCAUUCCCUGACCAGAGUGAUCUUCACAAGUGUCUGGACAACACUGAUGAGGAAGAAGAGAUAGAGUUUCUCAAGAAGGGACUACGAGCAAAGGCGAGACAACUUUUGGACUCUACCUUCGAUACUGAAGGAGUGAGCAUUAUUGCUGCGCCCACUGAUUCGGCGCUGCUGAUCCAUGGCGCAGCUGCAGGCUACCCUACUGCAAAUGUUCCUCUUGGAAUUCUAUCGUACAAUGGCAGAGCGUACGGCAUUUGUUUAAUUGCCAAGGCAGGCGAGGAAGAGACGCUGCUGCGGUUUAUGAGUAUCUUUGAGAACACGCUCCCACCAAGGCCUGUUCCUGAUCUUGGAAAGCUGGAUCCCAUACCAGGCCAUAAGAAUAUAGGAUCUCAGUGA
Molecule: messenger RNA, 1500 nt
Organism: Trichoderma breve
Lineage: Eukaryota; Fungi; Ascomycota; Sordariomycetes; Hypocreales; Hypocreaceae
Product: amidase domain-containing protein
Exons: 7
Coding region: 1-1500 (499 amino acids)
Source: RefSeq, a predicted model, not a curated record